CCAGCUGUGCGAAAGUAGGCCAUUCGGCCCAUCGAGUUAACACUGACCCUCUGAAGACCAUUCCACCCCUAAUCCCCACAUCCUUGCAUUUAGCAUGGCCAGUCCACCUAAUUUAGACAGCUUUGGACUGUGGGAGGAAACUGGAGCACCCAGACGAAAACAACACAGAUACAGGGAGAACAUGCAAAUUUCACACAGACCCUUGCCCAAAGCUGAAAACAAACCCAGGCCUCUGGUACUGUGAGGCAGCAGUGCUAACCACUGUACCACCGUGUCACCCUGGUCUAUUUCAGUUACAUGGGAUUUUAACAGCAUCACCUAAUGCCUGUGUUCUCCUUUCUACAAACUAAAAUACAGACUUCCACCUCCUUUCUAUAAAGAAAGAAUAGUCACUUCAUACAGAACUCAUUGCUGCAACAAGAUACACUUGCACUCAUCAGGACAGAUGCAAGAAUGUCAAAUUCCAAAGGGAAGAACAAUUUACUCUGCAUGACAAAAGAGGCUGACAGUUUGGGUCAGGGCUCUCUGUUGGAGGCAUCGGUGGAGGAAGAGGCAUUAACUGUUCUCCACUAUGAGCAGCAGAUCACAGAGUUACUUGUUGUUAUUGCUGAGCUGAACCGGAAGAUCGACAGACUGACAAUGUCAACCAUCAGGGAGGAAGAUGAAUAUCUGGACACUUUCUCAGACCUUAGUGACACUCCAUAUGUUGAAAACAACUCGUUUCUCUGCCCAGACCUGGGUCAACCAACAGUUUCCGAUUGCCCCGGACAACCGUGUCAAACAUCAGGGAGCACUGGUGAACCGAGUGAGCUGGCACAUAAACUACAACAGGUACUGACAGAACUGGAGGAGACAGUACGCACUCGGAGAACAGAAAUCCCACAGCUCUGUGCUGACCCUGCUGAGGAAGAGCAAUCAGCACUGACACACUGGCAACUGGUCACUCAAACAAUCGAGGAGGUGGAGAGGGAGUUGGGUGUUGACCUGAGCCCUGAGCUGCAGGAGGAGAGGAGCCAGUGGGAGGCCGAACUGGAUUGUCUGAGGGAGAAGAAUCAGCAUCUGUCUGACCAGCUCAUCCAGAAGGAUCAGGAACUGUGGCAAACUUCCACUGCCCUCUCAGGGAUUCAGCAGGAAAGAGACAAACUCCAGCUCAAGGCUGAUGACCUGCUGUCGUGUCUGCAGAGUCUGCAGCGGAAUGUGACCAUCUCACCACCCCCCAGUCCAGUGCCCAGCAUCGCGGAGACUGGCAAAGCUGGAUCCAACCCAGUCAAUACUCAGCCUCAGGCCUUUGUGAACAAUGAUCCAGGGUUCAUGGUCCAAAGUCUGAUCCAGGAUCGGUCCGGCAUCCAAGACAUUUUCCAGCUCCUUUGCACCUAUGGAUCUAAUGUAACCAGAGGAAGGAUCCAGGAUUCAGAAAGAGAAGUAGAUCAGCUAAAGAACUGCAUUGAUGAGUGGAAGGGCCACAAUGAGCAGCUGUCCAGGGUCCUGCAGGAAUGUAAGACCGACUGCGAGAGGCUCAGCAUGUUACUGGGGAGUCUUGAAUCCAAUGACACUGCUCUGCACCUGGCUCUACAGUACAGUGAGGAGUGUAUUGACAUCUAUGAUAUGCUUCUGGCUGAGGUUGAAACUAACGGGAGCUCCAUGCAGAGUCAGAUCUCCGAGGCCCUGGCAAACUGGUGUGUGGACAAAGAUGGGCGACUUGGAAGGAAGGAUCCUGAAGGAUUGCCAGGGACAGUUGGAGGGAAACUAAUUGAGAAUGUACACGGUAUUGAAUCACUAACCAUUGACUGUCAACAUCAGGAUUCGUCUGUCCACACGCAGCACAGCAUCAUUGGGGAGCCGGAAGGGGACAACGUUGCACAUCGUUUGAAGGGAGACAUCGCAAAGCUCAGAGGCAGCUAUGCUGCAGUAAUGCAGACUGUUCUGGAAGUGGGAGACACACCACCCCAUCUGAAGCGUUAUUGUGAGGGAACAUCCCGAAGCCAUGAGGCUGGAGCAGCUGCACAGGGUCUGCUGGUGCCUGGGAUCAGUGUACAUUCACCCAGAACAGUACGUCAACAUAAAAUGGAGAAGAAGGAAGUUCUGCAGGAACUCAUGACCGUCAGGGAUGAGAUGACAUGGCUGAAGGGUCAGCUGAGUUGGGCGAAGAAGGAGAAGAGGGACCUGGAGCAGAUGCUGCGAUCACAGGAAUCCCAGGAGGAGGGUGCAAUCCUAAUCCUCACACAUUGGCAAGCAGAGAGAGAUGUCAGCCUACACCCGACCACAGCCUGCAGCAAGGAGGAAACAGCACCAGAACCAAAUGUAUUUGCAAUGGCCAGUGACCAACUGGAGUCUGAGCUCACCGCUGCGUCCGUGCGAGAAAAUCAACUGAGGGAACGGAUUGAGGCGCUGGUGACAUCACUGGAGAAGCUGCUAAGAAGGAAUCAUGUACAGAAAGUUCAGUCUGAGGAACUAGCUAGUGAGCUGAGGAAAACGUACAGCAACAUGUUGACAGCCUACAGAAAUGCCAAGAGGAAGUAUGAGAGCCAGCUGAAGAAGCUGGAGUCGCAGGCGAAGACCAUGUGUGAACGGCAGGCUGCUCAAAUUCAAGCCCUAGACGAGAAGUUGACAUGUCUUCAAGAGGCACUGGACCAUGCCAAUGGCACACCAUUGUAACAGAGAUCCCAGCUACAGGAGAGAGCCAUCAGGGCGACCCUGAGUCUGCUGUAUUCAGGCAAACUUCCUGACAAUCUUUGUAGCUUUGAGAGCAUUUGUAUAGAACUUACUAUCUGAAGAUGAAACAGUGGGAGUAGAUUCCUUGAAGGGGGAAGAGUGAACAUUAACUUUGGGAGAUUACAUGGCUGGAUGGAGUUUAUGAUAGAGCAGAGCUUACCUCAGUUGGGUAAGGAUGAAUCAAAUAGCCUGAUUUUACACAGGGAUUCUCCUAAUCCCUUUCACUGAUUUGGGUUAAAAAUUGAAUUCCCUGAAGUUUCUGUUGAGAUAUUUGUGCUAACACUUUCUGCGGUGACCUCCAAUCUUUCUGCUUCCGCUUUGCUCCAAAGAAAUUUUAUGUUGGGUAUGUUUUACUGAACUUUCGCACCCACCACAGGUAUGAGAUAUUCUUUGGGUUUGUAUCCAAUGCAGGCAAUGAGCUAAAAAUCAUAGAGAUGUACAGCACAGAAACAGACCCCCAGUCCAAUCCAUCAGCUGACCAGUUUUGCCAAACUAAACUAGUAACAUUUUCCUAUGCUUGCCCCAUAUUCCUCUAAACGUUUCCCGUUCAUGUACUUAUCCAAAUGUCUUUUAAACGUUGUAACUGUAGCCACAUCCACCACUUCCUCUGGCAGUUCACUCCGUAUACGCACCACCCUGUGUGAAGAUGUUGCUCCUCACGGAAAUCUUCCCCUCUCACCUUAAACCUAUGCCCUCUAAUUUUGGACUCCCAUACACCAUAGGGAAAAGACCUUAUCUUCAUGAUUUUAUAAACCUCUGUAAGGUCACCUCUCAACCACACACCCUUUAGGGAGAACGGUCCCAGCCUAUCCAGCCUCUCAUAGAGCCCUACAACAUGGAAACAGAUCCUUCAGUCCAAAUAGUCCAUGCUGACCAUAAUCCCAAACUAUGUUAGUUGCACCUGCCUGCCCUUGGCUCACAUCCCUUCGGACAUUUCUUAUUCAUGUUCCAAUCCAAAUGUGAUUUUGAAUAGUGUCACUGUACCCAUAUCCCACCACUUCCUCUGGAAGUUCAUUCCAUACGCAAACCACUCUCUGAGUAAAAAAGUUACCCCUUAUAUCUUUUUCAAACCUUUCUCCUCUCACCUUGAAAAUAUGCCACUAGUUUUGAACUGCCCCUCCGUGUGCCAUUCACCCUAUCCAUGGUCCUCGUGAUUUUAUAAAACUCUAUAAAGUCCAUAUAACUCAAACCCUCCAAUCCUGGUAACAUCUUGUGGUGCAGCAGUCACCCUCCUCCCUCUGAGCUAGGGGACCUUGCUGCUGCAGGUGUGGAUCAUGGAAUAUCUGAACAGAUUCAUUAAAAAAAAUCUAAUGAAGGUAAAAGAUGUAACUUUGAUGUCGGCUGGUUCCAUGGCUGAUGAAGGGUGUUGUGCAGCUGCUCAGGAGGUGGGACGGCAGUCUGUCACAAACAGAUGAAUCAGAUUGAAACCUACAGUCCAUGGAAGGUUCUGUUUAAAAUGCUCAUUAUUUAUAGGGAAGUGCAAAAGGGUAGAAAAUGUUUGAAAUUCCAUUGUAACACAAAGCACUAUAGAAAAAAGAUUGAGGGCUGUAUAACUAAUAGGUGCAGAAGAGAAGGUUAGAAUAUUCUGUGGACAGCA
This is a messenger RNA of Stegostoma tigrinum, 4309 nucleotides long. Its product is annotated as colorectal mutant cancer protein-like. The record is from RefSeq and is a predicted model, not a curated record. The transcript is spliced from 15 exons. NCBI's taxonomy places the organism in Eukaryota, Metazoa, Chordata, Chondrichthyes, Orectolobiformes, Stegostomatidae. The coding region runs from base 454 to 2655 and encodes 733 amino acids.